Messenger RNA from Cyprinus carpio (common carp), 3219 nucleotides. RefSeq lists its product as uncharacterized. Gene Ontology annotation, biological process: regulation of DNA-templated transcription. NCBI's taxonomy places the organism in Eukaryota, Metazoa, Chordata, Actinopteri, Cypriniformes, Cyprinidae. The record is from RefSeq and is a predicted model, not a curated record. Gene Ontology annotation, molecular function: DNA-binding transcription factor activity, RNA polymerase II-specific; RNA polymerase II cis-regulatory region sequence-specific DNA binding.
UUUAUGUAGUAAACGCGUAGGGGAUGAUGGGAAUUGUAGUUCUUCAAAUUGCCUUACGUUAAGCUUAGUAGAAGCGCGUGGAAGUUGAAGUGAAAGUCCGUGUGCGUUCAACCGCACAAUUUCUCGCGUUUUGCGUUUUAUGAACCUGAAAACACCUGCUCUAAUUUCCACAUAGAUGUGCGAGAAACCUAUUUUGUGUGAUACAAAGUCCUCGAGCGGGAAUAUGGAUUCUGUACAUUGCUGGAAUGGAGCAAAAGGUGACCAGAUCCCCACUAGGGCUAGACCCAUGUCAGACACCUUAUCCAAACUGGCCCAACUGAUCACUUGCAUCGAGUACAAACCAAAACAACAGCGCUCUUCCUUCAUCUGCAAAGACUGCGGCAACAAAUUCUCCGACCAGAAGAGUCUUGAGCGUCACCAGAAAAGAGAGCACGCCCUGCAAAAGCUCCAUUGCUGUCAACAGUGUGGGCAAAAGUUUGCUUUGCUCUCUAGUUUGCAGCUACACAAAUGUUCUCACACCUCAUCCAUGUGCCAGACAUGCAUGGGGAAACCUCAGAGGGGUUCUUCUUGCCCUUCCUGCGGGACUGAAUCUUCAGAAGAUCCCUUCUAUCAUGACAAUAGCCCCUAUGCGUGCGCUCCAUGCGGACAAGCCUUCAGCCACAAGCAAGAGCUGCUGCACCACCAGCAGGCCGGAGGCUGUCAGCCCGCCAAGACUCCCAAACCUCCUCCACCUUCAGAUGACUCCUUGCCUCCGUCUCCUCCAAGUGCCAACUCAUCUCCUACCACAUGCACUUUGUGUCACAAAACGUUCCGUUCUUCUGCUGGACUUGGUUGCCACAUGCGCUUUUCCGAUGUGCACAUGAAAAGCAGCACAGAGGUGAAAACAGAUGUCAUUGUAAGUACGUUGAAGAAGAAGAAGAAGAAAAAGAAGAAAGAAGUUCUCAUCUCAAGUACGUCGUUUCCAUGCCGUUCCUGUGACAAAUCAUUUCCUAAGACAUCACUCCUCCAUCAGCACAGGAAAGAGGAACACCGGCGGGAGAUAAAGGUGAGGAAGCUGCAGCGAACCUCUUUGAAGACCACCAGGCAAAGGCGGAAAGGUGAAAUAUAUCCAUGCCUCCAUUGCGGAAAAGAGUUCCUGCACCAUCUGACGCGUCGGGCGCAUUUUAGACACUACAGCUCUCACUAUCAGACCCACCUCAAAUUGAGCGGCAAAUCAUCCGGCGCUGACGCACCUGUGUUCCACCCAAAGCCAGCUAAGGAGCUCGGACCUCCCCAAGAAAAAAGAUCAAGAGGUAGACCUAGAAUCAAAAAUCUACCUGUUUUGAUGGUAACCAAGCAAAAGGAAGAAGAGCAACUGGAUGAGGAGGAUGAUAGUGAUGAAGACGAGGAUGCCGAGUACCCGUGUACGUCAUGCGACCAGGUCUUUAGUUCCAAAGCUAAGCUGCAUGUCCAUGAGAAAGUGCAUGAGGAAUUCCCAGAGGAAGUCCCCGAGGAACGCCAUCAACCAGCAGCCACGUGCAGGUGUUGUAGUGUGUGUACAGGUGGGAUUCCCCUCGCUGAGAUUCCAGAAGAUUGUGAAAAGAAAGUCUAUCACUGUGUGCCUUGUGCCGAGGCGUUCAUAGCCCUGAACGCUUUUCUAGAGCACUGCCAGACGCAUCUGAUCCGUGAAAAUGAAGAUGAAUUCAGUGAUGAUUGAAAGAGCUUCCAUUUUUUAAAGGAAUUGUUCACUCAAAAAAAAAAAAUUCAUUUUCUCACCAUCAUAUUCUAAUCAUGCUAACUGUUAUUAUUUUUUCUUACAGAACAUCCUUUUUUUUUUUUUUUUUAAGAACCAUUGCAUACAUUUAGAUAAAAAGCACCUUAAAAGUGCUUCUAAAAUGAAUAUUCUUUAAAUUUUUGUGUAUGCAUAUACAUAUAAUUAUGGAAUUGAAAUUAUUUGGUGAACUAUUCCUUUAAGAAUGAAAUCUCUGUCAUCAUUUACUCACCUAAAUGUUUGUUUUAACCGAAACCUUUUGAUUCCAAUUGACUUCCAUUGUAUUUUUGUCCAUUUAAUGGAAGUCAAUUUCAACUAAAACUGUUACAGACAUUUUUCAUAAUAUCUUCUUGAAUUUUUCACAUAAACAUGCUGACAUAAGGGCGAGUAAAUGAUGACCGGGUUGAAUUUUUUGGGUGAACUGUCCCUUUAAGGGCAGGGAAAUCAUUCUGCAGAUGUUUAGGCUAUCAGGAAUUUUUGUUUUUUGGUAAACCGUCUGAAUAUAAUCACACUUUUUUUUACAGGUUUUGAUUUCUGUGGUUCGUGAGGUAUAAUCGUGUACACAGGAUAACUCACUUCCACCAAUCUGAGCCAAACUGCCAGAAUAAAUAAUAGAAGCCUUUGAUAAGAUCGACAAGCCAAUUGCAUUUUGUCAGAUACGGGUACCUAAUUAAAACCACUUCAACUCAGUGCAUAGUUCUGCUUCAGGAUCAAUGUUCUCCGUACAUCUAGAAGUCAUAGUAGAAGUCAUAUCCAUUAUGUUACUGUGAGAAUAUGGUGAAUUUAAUAUUUUGACACAUACACAUACAUUAAUUAUGUUUUCGAGAUGGCCAGUGCCUUGCUGAAACACAAAACCAGCUUAAUGUAUGUGCUACUUCUUGUUAUUGUCAAGUUGGAGGAUAUAAUAUCUUUGUUUCUGCUAGAUUCGGCUACUGAAAAGUGUUUCAGCUUGUUUUAUUAUUUAGCUUUUUACUUACAUUGUGAAAUUUCUGUUUGUAUUUCGUAAACUACAUGAAACAAAGUAAGCCUUAUUCUUCGAAAGUUGUAGAAGCUUUACAGAUAGUAGCAUGCCUUAUAUACAUGAUAUUUUAUGCUAUCAGACCAAAUAUUAUUGCUAGUUUAAAUUCCUAACUUUCUUACUAGACUGGAUGAAUGAAUUAUGUGCUGAUAUGAGACCUCAGAUUAGGUGACUACAGAAACAAGUCCAUUAUAUUGUUUUUUUAAUUUGUAUAUCAGGGGUUCUUAACCUUUAAUAAUCUUCAUUUGUUUCUGAUGUCUUAUGUAACACUUCUAACAUUUUCUCUUCCUAACUCCAAAUAGGCUGCAGUGAUUUUUUUCAGCUCUGUUUUUUUGCACUGACCUUUUUUUUUGUCUUUGAACACUGUAAUAUUCACUUUAUGACUCAAACUGUAAAUGAUGUGGUGCAAAAGCGUAAGUGCAAAUAUAACUAUAUCCACCCCCCCCCCCCC